AAAAAAUAAUAGAAAUUUUCAAAAUAUCGUCUUGGCUACAGCGAUGUUUGGCGGUAGGAACAACAGUAGCGUUGCGAAUCGUCAACCUACGUCUGCAUGUGUCGUGACUUAAGUGGAGACUACUAAGUUUUUUUAAAUACCUGGAAGCUUUUAUGGUAUGUGAUUAACUAGGGUGUUUUUUUUGUUAUGUCGUUUGCUUGAGCAUGUUUUCGAAAAUCUGUUUUACUAAUGCAGAAUUCUUAAGAAUUCUUUAUUAUUAAAUUUAAUAAUAAAGAAUUAAGCAUUUCGCAACGCUUUAUCUGCUUUCAUAGCUAUCUUGGGUUAGAGACUAAAGUCUCAUAUAUAUCUUAUAAAUUAUCAAAAAGGCGGAAGGAGAGGUUACAAACUGACACGUGCACUAAACCUUAUGUCUCUUAGAAAACUAUCUGCAUCUUCUAUUCAGCUUCCAAUAAACUAGCAAUCCACCGUCUUGCCUUCACAUUUUGAAUAUGCGACAAGAAAUUUUAUAUUUUUAUGUUACUCUUCUACGACAUGGAGAAACAACCGAAAAUAAAAACAGAAUAAUCCAAGGUCAUUUAGAUACAGAUCUGUCAGAUAAUGGAUAUGAACAGGCAAGAAAUGUUCGAACAUUCAUCAAUCAAAGUGCACCAGAUAUUGUUAUUUCAAGUGAUUUGAAGAGAGCGAGAUUUACGGCAUAUGAAGUAAGUGAUUCUAAAGUUGUUGAAGUUGAACCACGGCUUCGUGAAAGAAAUUUUGGAUCACUUACUGGUCGCACGUGGUCUGAGGUUCAAAAGUUAACGGAGUCAGAUUUCCAGAUGGGACAAGAGUGUGAUGGCUGGCGCAGUGUCGGUGGAGAAUGUCCACAUGAGCUAGCAAGCCGAACACAUGACUUCCUUUUAGAUUUGUGUUUUCGUCUCCUGGAGAAGCCUGUGAUUCAUACUGAUAAUCGGCGUCAAGUCUGUUUUCCGAUUAUAGGUUCUACUGAUGUACCACGAAUGGAAGAUAUAAUCACAAAAAAUUGUACUGUGUUUCCGAAGAAUGGUACAGAAAUUCCGUCGAUCAAUUAUGCAGGACAUAUUCUUAUUGUAAGCCAUGGUGGUUGGAUUCGACAGUUUUUAAGACUUUUGGCCUAUCAUUCAAAAUACAAGCAGGAUUUUCCGAAGCAGUGCAUCAGUUCGGUUAUGAACAAUUGUGGAAUAUGUCAAGUAGGAAUAGCAUUUGAUGUAGAGAGUAUGAAAAUGUAUCAAAAGUGUCCACCGGAUAGUCGUAGCGUUUUUAAUUCUCCACUCCCUGUUUUCGGCAGUACUAUGGUUCAAAAUGGAACAUCUACCAGUGGGGAAAAAACCGACUCAUGUAAAUACAUUUGUUCAGCCAAUCCGAUGUUACCAAUAAUGGCAGUGUGCUACCGAUUCAACGUUACAGGUUCCCUGGCUUCACUUGUUCAGGAUCACAAUGUGCCGUCAACGCUAUCCAAUAAUAAAGAAUCUUCCCAUGAAGAAAACUUCCCCCGAUAUGAUGAGAAUGAAUAUGCCGGACAGUCAUCGAGCAAAUAAGCUUUUGUGAUGUAAUACCACUGAUAACUGUUAGUGUCUUAACUAAAUAUCUAGAACAUACUGUGUAACUUAAUACGUUUCCAGUGUAUAAACUUCUUCAUGUUCCUUGUUUAUUUUAAAUAUAGAAGGUUAGAGUUGAAUUUUAAGUUGAUACCGCC
This is a messenger RNA of Trichobilharzia regenti, 1711 nucleotides long. The record is from the annotation of a GenBank genome assembly. NCBI's taxonomy places the organism in Eukaryota, Metazoa, Platyhelminthes, Trematoda, Strigeidida, Schistosomatidae.